Tachyglossus aculeatus (Australian echidna) is the source of this 845-nucleotide messenger RNA. RefSeq lists its product as uncharacterized. Bases 49 to 828 code for a protein of 259 amino acids. The transcript has 4 exons. Lineage: Eukaryota; Metazoa; Chordata; Mammalia; Monotremata; Tachyglossidae. The record is from RefSeq and is a predicted model, not a curated record.
CUGAGGGAGGCGGGGGCGGGUUAGUUUCCAGGUCCAAUACAGCAAAAGAUGGGGGAUGAACCUCCCAAAGAUGAUGAGGCGGUGGAAUUACCUCCUUGCACGGUGUCAGAACUGGUUUCCUCGGCUGAGAAUUUUAUCAAGCAGCAGAAGAUGUCCCUCAAGGAAGCCCAGUACUCUCUCGCCCUCGCCCUAAAUACCAUAGAUGCCAACUUGGAAAUGGAAGCAAGUUCCCCAGAAGGCUCCAUGGUCAUCGAACCCAAAGAUUCUACACUGUGGGAUUCCAAAGACACAGACAGGACAGAGAGCGAAGCAAGCAAGGAGCCGCCCAGCGCCAGGCCACUGUCACCGGCCGACGAGGAAACGGAAUGUUCAGAUGAAGAAUACUUCGAGGUCCCCGAGCCAACGAGAGUGGAGCCUUACCUGCUGCUCAUCCGGAAUCGGCUCCCUUACCUGUCGGCUGCCACCAUAAUGAGGAAAGUCGAGAACAACGAGAUAAAGCUAAGGCUUCACCUCCUCUCCAACAUGCCCAUGGAUGAUGAACUGAAAAAAUUUCUGGAGAUGUUAGCUCGGGACGACCCCUGGGUGAUUCCAGAAAGACAUUUCCCGUGUGAAGCUUGUCCGCCAGUGAUAUUGCCUGAAGAAACUGAGGAGCAGCGAUCGAAGAAACCAGUUCAGUUGCGUGAUGAAAGAGGCGUACCAGAGCCUGAAGAAGUUGAAUAUGAAAUUCCAUUAGUCUCUGUUCAUGACGUGAUUAAAGCCGUAGUACCAAUUAAUGUGGAGGGCUGGUGUGACAGGAUGUGGAAUGUAAUAAAGGAAAAGCGUGGGUGAUUGCCUUUUUCAGAUGA